CACUGAAAAACUGCCUGGCUGGAUUUCCACUACGAUGAUCAAACCGUUCCGGCUGCGCACAAGUGUUCGGACCGCGGCCGCCGAGAACAGACUCUGGGGAUGGAACAUUUACGAUAAAACGUCGGGGAAAAAUUCCACGCAGGUUCCUGUGACUCUGGGUGAAGAUGACCUUCUUUCAGAACAACUUCUGGGGCGAGAAGAAUGCCGGCUUCGACGUGCUCUACCACAACAUGAAGCACGGCCAGCUGGCCACCAAGGAACUGGCCGAGUUCGUCCGUGAGAGCGCUGCUGUUGAAGAGACUUACUCCAAGUCCAUGAGCAAACUGGCCAAGAUUGCCAGCAACGGGAGUCCUCAGGGGACCUUUGCCCCCAUGUGGGAUGUGUUCAGGGUCUCCUCGGACAAACUGGCCCUGUGCCACCUGGAGCUGAUGAGGAAGAUGAACGACCUCAUCCGGGACUUCAACAAGUACGGGGACGAGCAGGUCAAAGUUCACCGCAAGACCAAGGAGGAGAUGGCGGGCACGGUGGAGGCGGUGCAGGCGCUGCAGGUGCAGAACGGCCACCUGCUGAAGUCUAAGGAGGGGUACCACGCCAAGUGCUGCGAGCUGGACCGGCUCCGGAAGGAGGGGGCGCCGCCGAAGGAGCUGGAGAAGGCGGAGCUGAAGUCCAAGAAAGCGGCCGAGUCGCUGGCGGCGUGCGUCGAGAAGUUCAACCGCGUGGGCGGAGAGUUCGAGCAGAAGAUGAGCGAGUCCUCCCAGAAGUUUCAGGAAAUCGAGGAGACCCACCUGCGGCAGGUGAAGCAGCUGAUCAAAGGUUACUCCCACUCCAUAGAGGACACCCACGUUCAAGUGGGACAGGUCCACGAGGAAUUCAAGCAGAAUGUGGAAAACAUCGGCGUCGACGACCUCAUCCAGAAGUUUGCGGAGCAGAAGGGAACCGGCAAGGACCGGCCAGCCGCGGCGUGUGUCGAGGAGCACAUGACGGCUCCGCCUCCAGAGGGCGGUAAGAAGAGUCGAGCCAAAGCCUUCAGGAUCCCCGGCCUCGGCAAGAGGGACAAGGAGCCGGACUCCACAGACUCCCCUGUGACGGAGACGCUGAAUUCGCCCCUGGAAGUCGACGAUGAGGGAUUCAUCAUCCGAGCUGACAGCACACACAAUGGCUGCUCCGAGGACAAAGAACACAACUUCUACUCCAGCGACUCCGACUUCGACGACGAGGAGCCCAAGAAGUUCCACAUCCAGAUCCGCCCGGUGGCGAGCGGCCGCGGCCGCUCCGCCGCCACGGAGAAGGAGCUGAAGGCCACGAUGCGGGCACUCACGCUGCCGCCCAACAGGGGCGGCCGGCAGCAGGUCGCGGUGUCGCUGCAGCGUCACCUCUCCAGGAACUCCAGUUCUGCAGGAGGUCGAUCAGAAGAGGGCGACGUGUCCUCCCACAGGGAUGGAGAGCAGGAGGGUCUCUGCAGGUCCACCUCCAGUCCUGAUCACAGCAGGCUGAGCUCCACGGCCUCCGACAGUCUGUUCGGUCCUCCUCUGGAGUCGACCUUCAAGUCCAAGAGCUUCUCGAGUCGGGAGCUCGGUGCCUUCAGGGCCUUCGGGAACUCUGAGUACGCCUUCUCGUCCGACUCGUCGUCUCCGGACAACGUGGAGGACUCGGGUCUGGACUCGCCGUCCCAUCAGCCCCUGGGCCCGUCCCCCGAGCCGGCGGGCUGGGCGGCGUGGCCCCCGCCCCCCGCGGCGCCGAUGCAGACGCUGGGCCGGCCCGCCGACCCGUUCCCCUCCGCCUUCCGCGACCCCUCCCCCGCUCGCAGCCCGCCUCGCCCGCGGGGGGGCGACCCCGCCGGCGUCUGGUCCGUGGCCUCGUCGCGUCCCUCGGUCGCCGACCCGCCGUCGUCCGCGCGGUUCCCCGCCUUCUCCCCGCAGCCCCUCCUCCUCCCCACGCCGGAGGCGGAGUCAUCUGUGUGGAGCUGCAGGCACGUCCCCCCCGAGGACCCCUUCCUCGCCGCCAUCGAGAGGACCGGCGCCCCGGAGGCGUCCGACCUGUCGAGCGCCUGGGCGCGGCCGCCGCCUCGCCCGAGACCCGACCCGUUCGCCGUCGCCCAGGCGCCGCUCCCCACCUCCUCCUCCUCUUCCUCCUCUCACCGUAAACGAGACCAGAGCCUCCCGCCGCCCGAUGACCCGUUUGCCAUCACGAUGAUCGGCAGCCCCACGCACCAAUCGUCUCUGGCUGCCGCUGGGGGGGGCGGGGCCUCCACCCACAGCAACCGGCCGCUACUGGAGGCCACCUCCAGCUCGUUGCCCUCGGCUCAGCCCAAGGAGCUGAUUCACUGGAACUCCUUCCACAACCCCGUCAGUGAGAGCGGCUCCAAGGAGGGAGGAGCUAAAGGAGAGGGAGGAGCUAAAGGAGGUGGAGGUGGAGGUCGAGGAGAGGGAGGCGGAGGGAGGAGGAAACAUCGGUCGUCGGACGGCGGCGAGCCGCGUCGGAACGCCCCGCCGCUCACGAGGCAUUCAGGGCCUCAGGUGGAUCUGUGCUUCUCCACCGAUAAGGAUCAGGACUGUCUGGACCUGAACACGCCGCCGGCGCCCAGCGGCUCGCACGCCGGGUCCAAGCACACCAGCGUCCGGCGGGACUCGGCCGACGUGUCUUCAGCUCCGAGAACGACUCGAGUCAAAAGGACGUCGGGGCGACAAGGCGGCUGCGAGAGAUCGCGCUCGCUGUGCUCCUCCCCGCAGCCGGAGCCCCGCCCGGCCCUCAGCGCCUCCUCCUCCCCCGGUGAGUGGGGCCCUAAGGCCGGGGCCUCGUGGGGGGGGCAGGACCGGGCCCCGAGCCCCGCCUCCCCUCCGCCCCCCCAGAACCAGGACCAGCAGCAGAGACAGCGUCACCUGUCUCGAGGGCCCAGUCCCAUUCCACUGGGCACACAGGAGGCGUGGCCUGUGGCGGCGGCCAUCACGGAGUACAUCAACGCCUACUUCAAAGGGGGGCAGCACAACCACUGUCUGGUGAGGAUCACAGGAGACCUGACCGUGUCUUUCCCCGCCGCCGUCGCCCGCAUGUUCACCGCCAACAUCAACGUCCCGCCGCUCGGCUUCCGGCUGCUCAACGCCUCGAGGAUCGAUCACGUCCUGCCCAAUCAGACGCUGCUCUACAGCGACCCGUCUCAGAGCGACCCCGACUCCAGGGACUUCCUGUUCAACAUGGCGUCUCUGCAGCUCCACCUGCAGCGGGAGGCGGAGCUGAACCCUCAGGCGUCGUACUACAACAUCGCCUUGCUCAAGUACCAGGUGUCGUCCCAGGACCCGGGCCGGGCCCCCCUCCUGCUGUCGGCGGAGUGCCAGCGCGGCGGCACGGUGACCCGGGUCUCUCUGGACUACCACUGCUGCCCGGCCACGGCGCCGUCCACGCAGCUCGCCGCCGUGCAGGUUCUGCUGCCGCUGGACCGCGACGCCUCGGACCUGCAGUGCCAGCCGCCGGCCUCCUGGAACGCGGAGGAGAGACGGUUGCUGUGGAAACUCCCAAACAUCUCCCCGACCAAUCACAGCAAAGGCUCGGGGACCCUGUGUGCCAGCUGGCAGAGCCCGGAGCCCCCCCGCGGCCCCCCCCCCAGCCUGGCGGUGCAGUUCGUGGGCUCGGGGGCGUCGCUGUCGGGCGUCGGCGUGGAGCUGCUCGGCGCUCGCUACCGCCUGUCGCUCGUCAAGAAGAGGUUCGCCACAGGGAAGUACCUGGCCGGCUGCUCCUCGUGAGGAGGCGCUCGGCCUGGAGGACGACGUGCACUUAACUUCUGACGUCCUGCUUUAGGACCACGCCCCUUUUCCUUCUUCUUUAACUUAAUGUGUCGCACACUAAGCGGUCCCCAGCGUUUCUGUUUCCUGUUCUGAGACUUUAAAUCUGGACUCGAGUUGCCAUGAAACGAGGAAUUUUUAAAUUAUGUAAAUACUUUGAGGAAAAAAAAAAGUUCUACCAAACCUGAGAAAAUAAAUGUUUGUACAUAUGAUUGUUCAGAAUAAGUUUUUUGUGAUGUUGAUGUUUAAUAAAAAUAAUUAAAGUGC
Pseudoliparis swirei is the source of this 4043-nucleotide messenger RNA. It is a transcript of the gene fcho1, whose product is annotated as FCH and mu domain containing endocytic adaptor 1. Gene Ontology annotation, biological process: clathrin coat assembly; clathrin-dependent endocytosis. NCBI's taxonomy places the organism in Eukaryota, Metazoa, Chordata, Actinopteri, Perciformes, Liparidae. The record is from RefSeq and is a predicted model, not a curated record. Gene Ontology annotation, cellular component: cytoplasm; plasma membrane; clathrin-coated vesicle. The transcript has 27 exons. The coding region runs from base 165 to 3737 and encodes 1190 amino acids.